AUGGACCUGCACUUUAGUUCCACGUUGAGGCUUCCUGUUACAGCCCUUCUUAAACACGAGUCUAUAAACCCUUGUUUUCUGGUCAACUACACAGAUGUACACCAUGGGAACGGGACACAACAGGUUUUCUACAGAGACCCCAACGUGCUGUACAUCUCCCUGCAUCGCUACGAUGACGGGAACUUCUUCCCAGGCAGUGGGUCUGCGGAUGAGGCUGGGAGUGGUCCUGGGCUCGGGUUUAAUGUCAAUGUGGCCUGGACCGGAGGCCUCGAUCCACCCAUGGGAGACGCGGAAUAUCUGGCGGCUUUUCGGACGGUGGUGAUGCCGAUCGCCACGGAGUUUGCUCCGGAUGUGGUCCUGGUCUCCUCGGGGUUCGACGCGGUGGAGGGGCACCCGCCGCAGCUGGGGGGCUACAAGGUUUCGGCCAAAUGUUUUGGACACUUGACGCGGCAGCUGAUGUCCCUGGCGGGGGGUCGGGUGGCCAUGGCCCUGGAGGGUGGACACGACUUGACCUCCAUCUGCGAUGCCUCGGAGGCCUGUGUGUCAGCGCUGCUCGGGAAAGAGCUGGAAGGUCUCCCGGAACACGUCUUGCAGCAAACGCCAAACGCAAACGCCGUCCAGUCACUGGAGCGAGUCCUCGAGGUGCAGAGUAAAUACUGGCCGUGUGUGCAGCGAUUUGUCCCCACGGUGGGCUACUCACUGAUUGAGGCUCAGAGACACGACAAGGAGGAGGCGGAAACAGUGACGGCGCUCGCUCUGCUGUCCGUCCGCGUCGCACAAGGAGCCGGAGCAGCUCCCGAGAAGAGAUCCAACGAGGAACCAAUGGAGGAAGAAUCUUGCACAUAGACAAUGGAUUUGGUUCCUUCUUCUCCCGCCCAUCUCUCUCCCCGUCCAGCCUGCCUUUCUCCCCCACCCCACCAACUCAC
Callorhinchus milii (elephant shark) is the source of this 926-nucleotide messenger RNA. Its product is annotated as histone deacetylase 4-like. The record is from RefSeq and is a predicted model, not a curated record. Bases 1 to 846 code for a protein of 281 amino acids. Gene Ontology annotation, molecular function: histone deacetylase activity. NCBI's taxonomy places the organism in Eukaryota, Metazoa, Chordata, Chondrichthyes, Chimaeriformes, Callorhinchidae. The transcript is spliced from 8 exons. Gene Ontology annotation, cellular component: histone deacetylase complex. Gene Ontology annotation, biological process: chromatin organization.